Linum tenue is the source of this 1937-nucleotide messenger RNA. The record is from the annotation of a GenBank genome assembly. NCBI's taxonomy places the organism in Eukaryota, Viridiplantae, Streptophyta, Magnoliopsida, Malpighiales, Linaceae.
CUGGAGCCGAUCGAACAAAGCAAAGCGGCCGGCGAAAUGGAAGUCCUCCUGGUUUGCUUGCUCUGCCUUCUCCUCACCAUUAUCCUCCAAUAUGUCCUGGCAAGAAGAAAGGCUACUACGGCCAAACUCCCGCCGGGCCCUGCCAGGCUUCCGAUCAUAGGCAACCUCCACAAUCUGGGCAACCAACCCCACCGAUCACUAGCCGAUCUAGCCAAGAUCCACGGUCCGCUGAUGACCUUAAAGCUCGGGCAAAUCACCACUAUCGUGGCUUCUUCCCCAGCCAUGGCCAAAGAAAUCCUGCAGAAGCACGACCAGGUGCUCUCCAACCGCAAGGUCGUCCUCGCGGCGCAAGCCCUGGACCACCACCUGCUGGGCAUGGCGUGGCUCCCCGUCGGACCCAAGUGGAGGAACCUCCGGAAGAUCUGCAACUCGCAUCUGUUCAAUACCCAGAAGCUGGAUUCCAACGAGGAGCUGCGGAGGGAGAUGGUUCGGGAGCUCGUGGAAGGUGUUCGACGAAAUGCCUCUGAGAGGCCAGGGGAGGCGGUGGAUGUUGGGAGGGCGGCGUUCAGGGCUAGCUUGAACGCCGUGUCGAGGACGAUGUUUUCGUUGGAUCUGGCGGACGACGAGAGGUCGGAGGCCGCCAGGGAGUUUAAGGAGGCUUCGAGGGGGAUCCUCGAGGAAGCCGGGAAGCCCAAUUUGGGAGAUUAUUUUCCAUUUCUGGGCAGGUUGGAUUUGCAGGGGAUACAGAGGCGGUCGGCUGCUUAUAAGGUCAGGGUUUUCGAUAUGUUUGGAAUGCUGAUCGACGAGCGGCUGCGGAAGCGGAAGUCGGAGAGCUAUGUAUCGGCCAACGACAUGCUUGAUACGCUUCUGGACAUUGGGGACGACGACGACAACCGCAGUCGGGAGGAGACGACCAUGGAUCCACUUCGCAUCAAGCAUUUGUUCUUGAAUCUAUUUGCUGGUGGAACUGAUACAACUUCAAGCACACUAGAGUGGGCAAUGGCAGAACUACUUCGUAAUCCUUACGCGCUUGCUAAAGUCAAAGAAGAACUUGACCAAGUGGUUGGAAAAGGAAAUCAUAUUCGAGAAUCAGACAUCCAUCGACUUCCCUAUCUACAAUCAAUUGUCAAAGAAACUCUGAGGUUACACCCGGCAGUUCCACUUCUAAUCCCUCGCAAGGCAGGAGCAGACGUGGAAAUAUGUGGCUUCACAGUUCCCAAAGGUGCACAAAUUCUUGUCAAUGCAUGGGCUAUAGGCCGAGAUCCAUCAAUAUGGGAUGAUCCUGAUUCCUUCGUGCCAGAAAGGUUUUUGGGGUCAGAGGUAGAUGCAAAAGGAAACUACUUUGAGUUGAUCCCAUUUGGCGCCGGAAGAAGGAUAUGCCCUGGAUUACCUUUAGCAACAAGGAUGUUGCAUAUUAUGUUGGGUUCAUUCGUACAUUGGUUUGAUUGGAAAUUACCGGACGAGAUCGUACCAGAGAUGUUGGAUAUGGAGGAGGCGUUUGGAAUUUCUUUACAGAAAGCCAAAUCCUUGUUUGUUGUUCCGACACCAAGAUGAAACCAUGAGAAGAUGGUAAAACCAAAGAUGGCAGCAAUGAAUCGCAGAGCCUGGCUAAUCCAAUAGCCAACAAAGGGCAGUCAGCCUUUGAUUUUGGUUCUUGUAAUUUUUGGGUUGGUUUUCUUAUAAUCUUGCGGUUGUUUGUUAUACCAUUUUGGGUGGUUCUUUUACUAUUUGGAUGUUUUUUCUUUUUAAACUCUUUUGGUUGUUUCUUGGACUCUUGUGACAAGUUGUUGUACUCUUUGGAUAUUUAUUUUUAGGUAAUUAUUUGCAUGUGCCAUUUGAUAUUAAAUGAGUCAUUUUUCAACAAAGAACUUAAUCCACCUCUUUUUCUGUGAAUCCAGUACUAACUCUUCUUUAUUUGACUUCAUAAUCCCAAAAAA